AUGCGCGUGGAAGGCGAUUCCUCGAACAUCAUGAAACCACAGACCCUCGAGCUGUCGGCGGCAGCCGUCGGUAGCCGGACGGCGACCGGCUCGAGUUCUAUUGUACAAAGUAGCCCUAGCGUAGGCAUAAGCGGACCCAGCAACGGUGGCGGGAUGUCCAGUAGCAGCGGAAGUAGUACUACAACUCCGACACACACGGCCAACGGUCCCGGGCCGUCGGUUACAGUCAGCAGCAGCAGCGGCAACAACAGUCCGAGUUGCUUCAUCAAACCGUCGCUCUCGCUCAACUCGCUGCCCCCACAAGGGCCGCCGGAGGGCUCGGAAAUGGCCCAGCACCGGCUGCGUAUCGAUCGUCCGUACAACAGUUUGAAGAAAAAACGGGACACGGAGCGCGAGCUAUGGCGCCGGUCGUGGGGCAGUGGCCACAGUCACAGCUCGUGCAGCCUGCAGAGCAGCACGACCAACACCGGGCUCGGCAAGGACGACUUCUGGGCCGCGCUGCAGACGAACUACAACUUCAUCAUGGACACCAACCUGCUCGACAGCUGUCGGGAGGCCAGAGGGGAAAUCGAAGGCCCCAUCUGCCGGAACGAUCCGGAGGGUGAUGUGAACUGCUGCCGGAAGGCCCUGUUCAAACCAAUUCAAACGCACCGCUUCUACGGCGAUCCGCGCUUGCUGCGCCAGUGGAUCAGGGAGAUGGAGAACCGGGUGGCCAGAGUGCCGUCGGUGACGGAAACCAAGAGACUGAGCAUCGAGCAGCUACAGAAGCUGGCAGUGGAUCACGGGGAAGUUUAUCGUGAAAUCAAAUCCAACUCCCGGGCAGUAGCGGCUUGCAUUCGUAGCUUCGAACGUGACCGAAAGACUGCGUCGUCCGCCGCAUCCGGUAAGCUCGGCGCACCGGAAGCCGAGACAGGAGCAGGAGGAUCAGCGCUCGCAAGCAGCAACACCAGUGGCCAUAAUAGUAGUGUAGGACUAGUUAAGGAGAGCAACGGUGGCGGUGGUGUGAAGGGUCUAGAACGACGCUACCAUUUGCUGUACUUGAAGGCGUUCGAGAUACAGUGUCUGCUCGAAGGACUGCUCGACAGCAAGACUUCGAGCUCCGACAACAACGCUAGCCUGUCGGACACGGAUGAGGAGCCGGCCAGCAAGCUAGCACGUGUCAGCAGCUCGAGCAACAAAUCGCAGAGUUCGCUUCACAACGAAACGCUGACCAAUGAAGAAUGGGUUAAGAUAAAGAAGCUCUCCAACGCCGGGUUCGAUGCCGAUUCUGAGGGCAGCGACAGUGAAAUUGUGCCGAAAAUUAUCCCCUUCACUGGUUCAGCGGUGAGCAACGGGAACGCAUACGGAAGUAGCAGCGGCAGUAGUACCAGCAAACAGCAGCUGCCGCAGCAGCAACAGCAGCAGCAGCCAGAGCAGCCAGAGCAGACGGGCACCGGUCCCGUGGCAGGAUCAACGUCAGGACCACCGCCCGGUAACCCUAGAAUGGAAGCAGACAUUAUCAAUCUAUCGACAGCCACGAUCACUUCGGACGCUACCACGCUGACCUCCACCGCACAGGAAGCUUUGUUGAAGGAAAACAUUCUCAACAACAAUCACUGCGCCACCUCCGCCGGUGAGGACCAGGUUGAUGGGUGUGACUUGGUGGACGGUGUGCUGGACUCGGUGAACAACAACAAUAACAGCGGCAGCGGCAGCAGUGCCAAGGACGAGUCCCUGCAAAGCGGUCAGUCACCCAUCAUCGAGCACACACCGAACCUGAAAACGUCCUCCCCGAUCGGUUCGCACAAGAGUUCGCACGUGGCCAAAGGAAAACCGAAGCGCUCGAAAGUGAGCGAUUCGUCCAAGUUUAACCGCUCGAACCGAAAGUCGAAGAACUGUGCGAUCUUCUACUUUAAGCACCUCGACACGGACUCGGAGCUGAACAAGGAAUCGAGCGAACGGACUAAAUCGGACGAGUCGUCUUCCGGUGGCUCGGCCUCAUCGCAGUCCGCGUCCUCGUCCGAAGGGGACGACGAGUGGGUUUACAAUAAUGGCGCCGAAGGUGACCAGAAUGGGAAUGGCGCGCUGAGCAAGAGUAAAGCGGGCGAAGAAGAAGAAGACGAAAAGGAGAAUCAACCGGAUGCAGCACGGCACGGCCGUAACGGCAAGCCCGAGGACGUGCCCCACGCCGAACAACCCAUGAUGACUGCCGGUGGCCGGGAGCUGAAGUCGAAGAAGUGCCUUGACUUUGGGCGGGAAUCCGCGACGACGAAACGCGACGGAACAGGGCCGAUUCGCAAUGGACGCUCACUGAUGAUGACAUCGAUCGGCAGUUUUGGCAAGAGCUCGGAGGGCAAGAAGGCAGCUGGCAAGCACCCGCAUCAUCAUCAUCAGCAGCAGCAUCAGCAACAGCAGCAGCAACCCUCGCAGUAUGCGACCAGCUCGAUCCAAAGGUUAGUGCUGCAUGCCGAGACGCUGGUGCGUGACGAAAUUUUGGCCAAAAGCGCGGCCGCCAAAGCUGCAGCCGCCGCUGCCGUUGCCGGGUGCACGCCGAAAACGGUGGUGAAAAACCCGCACUACUACAACCACCAUCACCACCAUCAUCAUCACAACUACACCACGAACAACAGCAACAGCAGUAACAAUAGCAACACCAGCGCUGGCCAUCAGCAGCAACAGCAGCCGCCAUCGCCGCCGCAGUCGCAGCCAUCGCAGCUCGCGUUACCACAGUCGUUAGUGCUGCUGUCGGGGACGGUUCCGGGUAUGGGUCCUAUUGGCCCGCGUGAGCUUCACACACGACGUACCGCGGCGCAAAACCAUCACCAUCACCACCAUCAUCACCAUCAUCAAAGUCACGGUCGAAAGGCGGAGAAAGCGAUGAGCAACCUGAAGAUGAAUCUGAUCGAGGAAUGGCUCGAGAAGCAACCGCUCGAUGCACCGGUGUCGGCCCCGCUGCUGCCCACGUCCGCCCCGACCACCGACUGCGAGGCGUCGGGCGAGUACACGGACUCGGACUCGAUCGCACGCGACACGGACAGCUCGGAGGGGUUGGCCAACUCGGUGGCCACCUGUCUGCAGGGUGGCGAGGGUGCCACCCAAACGUCCCAGGAGCUGCUGAACGAUGGCGCAACGUCGUAUCCGUCGGAGAACUCGAACGAAGUGUCGAACGACGACGAGGGUGGCUCGCGACCGCGACCAACCGGCGGCGGCGCCCGCGGCACGGUGGCGAACAGUGGCCUGAUGAGCACCUCACUUCCGACGAUGAUGCGUAAUGAGCCGCCGAGUGGCGGUGGAGGCGCCACCGCCGGGACGACGGUCGUGAAACGCCGACCCCACAGGUCAGCGGCCGAUCGGCCGUGGUCGGUGUCGUGCAUGUCGCAACUGAACGCCUCGUCCGUGGAGAUCAACCAGUACGGUGACAGUGCGGGCGGUAGCGGUGGUGUUUGUGCUACCGACAGCGGUGGAAGUGGAGAGCUACCGAAUCACGCCGGCAGUGGCGGUGAUCAUGCAAACACUGGCGGUGGCAGUGGUGGUGGUGCUCAGUCAGGUCCAACGGGCGGCGGUCUCCCGCUGAAGGAGCGCAACUUCUCCAUCAGCGAAUCCGCGCUGCACACCAUGUCGAGAGGGGGUAGUGGCGGCGGCGGCUCGAUGGGUGGCAGCCGCAGCGGCAGCAUGAAACCGACCUCCAGUCAGCAAACUGUCGUCCGCAACUCCGAAAGCAAGGGUUCGCUGAAGAAGCGCAAGUUGCGGCCACGUCGUAAGAAUCGUAUCGAUGAGUCCGGUUCGGAUGAGUCUCAGCCACCGGCGCACAGCCCCUCGACGUUACAUCUUCUGCAGCAAUCGCUGCUACUGCACUGUCAACAGUACAACGCCCUAACCGGCCAAGGUGGUGGCCAGCAGCCGCUGCGCGAGAUUCAGCUGUCCGGCACCGACGGGAGCAACAGUAGCCUGGCCGGGCUCGGUAGCCGACGGUUGCUCAAAUCGCUAUCCUUCUCCGGUCGGCUGCGCCUCUCGGACGAUCUGCUCACCCUGUCGUCGCUUUCCGGUUCCUCGUCGCGCAAAUCGUCCUCGGUUCGGCCAUCCGCUGGUGGUGGUACCGAGCGACGAUCGACGAAGAAAUCGCAGGACAGCGAGGAAGAGUUCGGUGUCUGCCCGAUGGCGAAGCCCGAGUUUCGCAUCGGUUCGCUAACGCGAACCCGGUGCGGAAGCCUCAAUCUAGGAUCAUUAGCGGCGCUCGCUAAUUAUAAUCUAGAUGGCGUGGAGAAGGGCCCGGAAACCGAUCUGAACGGUACCGGCACCGGGACGGAGGAGAUGAGCAGCUUCUCGGAGCAGGCGUGGGACAACUACCAGGAGAAGUACAUGUCCGAGCCGUACUCGGAGGACCGGGACACGGACGCCGCCCGGCGGUUGCUCGACUUUGGCGACGACUACCGCAACUUUAUCGACUCGCAGUCGGACUGCGCUUCAUCGUCGCUGUCGGCGGCGAACAUGGACUCGCUGUCACCGCCACGGUUCCGCAACAAGGCGGAAUCGCUGAACAAAUCGGACACGAACACCAAUUCGCUGAACCGCCGGAAGCGGCUCGAUGAGUACCGGAUGGACGAUCGUUACGGCAACAACAUGAACUCGUGGUCAAGCAAAUCGGGCAGUCCACCACAUUCAACGGUCAACGGAGGCGCUCGGAAGCAUGGGGCUCUGUCGUUCCUGGACUCGACUCCGCUGGCAACGAUGCUGGAAGCCAGUGCCGGGGCAAGUGCAGUUGCAGGGCAGGGUAGCAGCGCCGGUGGCGGUAGUAAUGGCCGGCGUCGUUCACUGCGGUCGGUCGACAAGCAUAACGCGACCUUCGUGCGCUCGGUUUCACACGAAACGAGCAGCAGCUCAAACAACGAGUUCGACGAGGACAUGGAGGCCGAAGUGAAGAAGCUCUGUGUUAUGAGUGAAAUUAUUAGCACGUGCCGAGAAAACGUGCGCUGUCUGGAGUCGGUGCUACGCUGCCAACCGGGAACGGUGCUGACCGCCGCCAAGUGCCAAGAUUUACGAGAUACGAUCGUCUGCUGGGAGGGACUGCUGAACUGGAGCGAACGGCGGGUCAUCACCAGCCAGUUCCUGGCCGACGUGCUGCUGCUAAAGGAUGUGAUCGGAGCGCUCGGCAGCAAAACGUUCAACAUCUGCUCGGAGUCGCACAUCCAGCUGGCGAUCGAUGGGUUGAAGAAUGAACACAAAGUGCUGCAAAACCAGCGCCCGAAAAUGCUGACCCUGAACGCGACCGUCCACAAUUGGGUCUCGAACCAGGAGCUGCAGCGCAAGGAACUGCUCGAUCCGACGGUCGGCGAGCGGUUGGAGCUGCUGGAACGCGACAAGAACUUUGUCCGCUGCAUCGGUGGCCAGUGUGGUGCGUGCUACGAUUGCCUGAACGAUAUCCGCCAGGAUACGGCCGUCAACCGGGAGCUCAAGGACAGCAUCACGGCCCUGUACGGUGCCUGGGAUGAGGCAGAAGUGCGAAUAAGGAACCGCAUCGAAAAUCUGACCACCUCAAUGAUGACCUGGAAGCAGCUUGAGGAUGGUUUGAUCGAUUUUCGUGACACUCUGGACCGGGAUCGCGGUAAGCUUCAAGGGAUUGAAGGUGCCCUCCAGAGUGGCAGCGGUCCGAGCGAAGAGAUUGUGAACAGCGUGAAGGAGGUGGUGAAGGCGCUCUCGGAGAAGGUGGAUCCGCUUUUUCAUGAGCCACAGCAACCGGACGCGAACGGAGCCGACGAACCGGGGCAACCGCUGGAAGAAGAAGCCGGGAACGCCGAAAACGGAGAGAUGCUGGCGGUGGUACUGCCGGCGGCUGUUAAGCUCUCGUCCAAUGGUUCUCUGUCUGACAGUGGCAUUUCCGAUGGCGGUGGCAUAUCUGAUGGGAGCCUUUCGGAGCGCGAACGGCGCCUGAGUGCGCUGAAGCGGUUGGUGAAACAGCUCGAGGUGUCGCUCGCUCCCGGCAGCGAGGCCAUGCAGACGAUUACCAAGCGGCUCGAGAUGGCCGAACACGAUCUGCGGUCGCUGCAGAGUACCUGCCGGAAGAUCAUCAUGAGCGAAAAGAAUCAUCAGGAUCAGCAGCAGCAGCAGCAGCAGCAGCAGCAGAACGGCCGAUCGCCGGGUGUAGCCGCUGGCAAGGAUGUGGCCGAUGGAAAUAACAAUAACAACAGUACGUCAGUAAAGAACAAGAACAGGAAAUCCCCUUCACGUAAAAAGAAUCGCAACAACGCAUCGCAAGGAAACUCUUCCGCCGAAGCCACCGAGAACGAGGACGACGAACAGGCGCUCCAGCAGCUGCAGCAGGAACAGGAAGCCCAGGAGGAGCUGCAGAGGCAACAUUUGCUCGCGAUGCAACAAUCCACAGCCCAGCUGGGCAUUGUGCAGACGACGAAAAUGAAGCUAUCGCAGAACCGCUGGGUCUGGCGCAUCACCAAGAUUGCGGUUCCGGUCCAGCUGGCCCUGGUACUGGUCUGGUGUGCCGCCUGCUUCUUCGAGCCGCACUGCUGCGAUGCGCUCAACACGUACUCGAUGAGCUUCACGCCUCAGUUGCGAUACCUAAAGGGGCCACCACCGAUCUAGGAAGUGGAAGAGACAGUGGAAGAAGUUGACCACCGUGUACCACCAUCGUAGGGCAUUCGCGUGCGGCCACUUCCGGCCGGACGCGAGUGCUUGUGGUUCAUUUUAACCCAUUUUUUUUGGAUAGAUUUUUAUAUCCUGGAGAUAUAUAAUGGUUAAAUAGUUGAUACAACGUAAAGUUAAAUCAACACGCCCCAUACUUCGUUAUUAAGAAAACUUAAUCUACAUAAUAUUGUCUUCUCCUGCCUUCCCUUUCCUUCUGCAAUGUUGUUCCUACGUUCAUUAUCUCGUCAGUUGCCAGAUCUAGUUCUACGUAGGUCGUAAUGCUUGCAAUAUUCUUUAUCUACUAAAUCGCGUCUUACGGAGGGGUUCUAACAGAUCUUAAAUAUGUAUUUUUUAACGUUUAAAUUUACACCGAAUAGAAGCUCUCAUCGAUCGCGAUCGAAUCGUUUGAUGAGUUGUUACGUAGGUGUAAGUGGCAGGCGAAGCAAGAGAUGCAAUUUUUUUCUGGCUAUAUUCAUCUAUUUUCUCGUUUAAUAUUACUAUUCGGUUCAAUAGAUCUACCACAUUCAACAGAUUUGGCUUCUUGAUGUGUUUAUAUUAUCAAAAUUACACCAAAACUAGUUAACAUUCAUACUAACAAACCCCUAACAUCAUCGACUAGGCGUAAGCGAUAACAGUGCCUUUAACAAUUUCCACACAUGCAGUCGCUGGUGGUAACAUUCGAACAAACGUUGCAUAACUUAAUACACAAUUUUCUCGCAAAGUGCCGCAAUAGCUAAGAACUAACACAUAAAUAUGUAACGGGCCCAAAAGAAAAUAAUCUAAGAUACUGCCAACAUUGAGGAUCACGCCUCGUCGCUCGAAGUAUUUGUUCUUCUUUAGUAUUUCACGAAAAGUCCCUUUGGUUAAAGCAUCGUGUGUAAAAAUUGACUUACGUCUAACACCUCCAUUCUGCCCGGAUAAUAGAGUAUAGUUAUUCUUGGAAUAAUUAUUGUAAAAUUGUAACAAAACCUUCCAGUUUCGUUCGUUCCAUUUGCCGCUGGCAGUCACUUUUAUUCUACACCUGCCGUUGGCCCAUUCCUUGAUGCACCACUUCUUAGCCGGAGGACAGCAGCCCGAUCCAAUCGGAGCGCAUGAUCGUAAUCGUAAGGAGAUACUGCCGGCGCGCUACUUCCGCUCGCGGAGUCUACUAUGUUUGCCUCCCGGGGCGCAACCGAAUCGUGCGCCACUGUGCGAAAGCGAUAACCACAAAACAAACAACUUACCGCAAAUGAAUAAUUGUAUUUUUAUUCUCUACUUAGAAGAUAACGGUGGACGCUGUAGACGCAAUAAGAGAAACGCCUAGAGAUAAGUGCAAAAACACGGAGGAGCGGAA
Messenger RNA from Anopheles cruzii, 7948 nucleotides. RefSeq names its product klarsicht protein-like. The record is from RefSeq and is a predicted model, not a curated record. Gene Ontology annotation, cellular component: membrane. NCBI's taxonomy places the organism in Eukaryota, Metazoa, Arthropoda, Insecta, Diptera, Culicidae. Bases 1 to 6573 code for a protein of 2190 amino acids. The transcript is spliced from 16 exons.